Molecule: messenger RNA, 3590 nt
Organism: Megalops cyprinoides (Indo-Pacific tarpon)
Lineage: Eukaryota; Metazoa; Chordata; Actinopteri; Elopiformes; Megalopidae
Product: skin secretory protein xP2-like
Exons: 4
Coding region: 266-1759 (497 amino acids)
Source: RefSeq, a predicted model, not a curated record
GUUCGGGAGAGAACCUCACUUUCCCUGUUCGUAUGGUAACUGAUCACAACAAAUCGUGGUCCGGAUGGUGAGGGCGCGGGGCAUGCAUAAAUAAACAGUUGAAGGGGGAUUAUGAUGUUCAGCUAGUCAUAGAAACCGAGGAGAGUCGCGUGUUUUCAUAAAGCUGAAGUUGUCAGUGUUUUGUUUUCAGAGCAACAGGCAUUUGUUUUUGUGGGUUUUUGUAAAAAUCUAGGUCCCAAUCUUUGUUCUAGCUUUCAAAGUCAGGAUGGGGUGUUCUUCAUCUAGUACGCAGACAGUAGCGCAAGAAGGCAACAGACCAGGCACCAAACCCGAGGAAAGCAAUGGAGAGGGCACAUUUGUGGGACGUAAUGAAAAUGGCGUCAUCGCCGAGGACUGUGAGACCAUUGCGGACCAGAUGCAGCUACCUGUUCAGAGUCCGCUACCUGAUGAUUUACCGCGAGCCGCCGUGGAGGUAGAGGAACCUGUGGCGGCUGCAGUCGUGGAGAGUUCUGCAGCUGCUGAGGAGGUCCAGGCUGUCAGCGAUGCCCCAGCAGAGAGUGCCUUGCCUGAGGCUCCUGCAGAGACACAGGCACCUGAGCCAGCCCCUGAACCAGAAUCAGCUCCUGAACCAGCCCCUGAACCAGUGUCAGCCUCUGAACCGACCCCUGAGCCAGCCCCUGAACCUGAGCCAGCCCCUGAACCAGUGUCAGCCCCCGAACCUGAGCCAGCCCCCAAACCAGUGCUAGCCCCUGAACCAGCCCCUGAACCUGAGCUAGCCCCUGAACCAGUGUCAGCCCCUGAACUAGCGCCUGAACCAGUGUCGGCCCCUGAACCAGCGCCUGAACCAGUUUCAGCCCCUGAACCUGAGCCAGCUCCUGCACCAGUGUCAGCUCCUGAACCUGAGCCUGCACUUGUAGCAGUGGAAGAGGCCUCUGUUUCUGUGGAACAGACCCCUACACCCGAGCCAGCCCCCACUGUAGUUGCAGAGGCGCCUGCACCUGAACCAGCCCCCACUGUAGUGGAGGCCCCCGCUGCAGCUGAGCCGGCCCCCGCUGCAGCUGAACCGGCCCCUGCUGCAGCUGAACCGGCCCCUGCUGCAACUGAACCGGCCCCUGCUGCAGCUGAACCAGCCCCCACUGUAGUGGAGGCAGCCCCUGCAGCAGCUGAGCCAGCCCCCAUUGCAGCUGAACAAACCCCCUCUGCAGCUGAAAAAACCCCCGCUGCAGCUGAGCCGGCCCCCGCUGCAGCUGAACAAACCCCCGCUGCAGCUGAGCCGGCCCCCGCUGCAGCUGAACAAACCCCUGCUGCAGCUGAGCCGGCCCCCGUUGCAGCUGAGCCGGUCCCCGUUGCAGCUGAGCCAGCCCCCGCUGUAGCGGAGCCUGCCCCAGCCCUGAAAGAGGCGGUGCAGCCCCAGGUGGAGGAAACCAAAGACACACCUGCACCAGAGGUAGCGGCCCCAGCCGCUGAGGAAAAACCAGUGGAAGAGGCCAAGGCAGCUGAGCCCAGCACUCGGGAGCCCGUGAAAGAGGAAGUGGCGGCUCCCAGUGUGCCAGCAGAGAGCACAGCGGCCCCCGUGCCAGAGCCUGCCGUGGAGGGUGCAGCUGCAGCCCCCGCCCCAGCUGCUGCGGAGCCACCCACCUCCACCCCUGCUCCAGAGGUCACCCAGAGCCCCGCCCCUGAGGCCAAAGUGGAAGGCACAGCAGCAGUGGGAGUGGCCUCACCAGUAACAGGAAGUGAUGAGGCCAAAAAGAACGACUAGGCACCCCUCAAGAAGGAGGAAGCCCCUGGUGAGAGAUAUAUUGCACCAGUGAGAAACAGCAAACCAGGCUCUCCUUCACUCUCCAAACUCCAUUGUUCUCCAUCAAGACGACAGAAGAAAAACCCUUCAUACUCCAAAGACAUAAUUUUUUGGUUGUUGUUUUUUUUUUGUUAAUUUUCUUUUCUGAAGAACAGGGUCAAGGAAAAACACAUGGGAUAAACUUCCACUUGCCCAUUGCCAAGACGCGGUCUGAGACUGACUGUCAACACCAUCGUGCCUUUCUCCUGUGAAUGUGGUGGCGGGUAUUUUCUCUUUUUUUGUAAAUAUUUCCUGUCGCCCAGUCACAUUAGCACUUAGCUAACCAUGAACAACUUGGAAGUGCUUGAAAGCCAGGUCAGGCCUUGAAUUGUGCUUUACAUUUCAGACAGGAGACAAACAAGAGGAAAGUAUAUCCUACUGUAGCAGACAGUGAAAGCCCCAUGUUUACGACAGAGGCUGCAUUGCCACUUUCUACGUGCCAGUGUGGAAUUAACACUGUAGUCUCAAGGCAUGUACUAUAGGUAUGUUACAUAAGUUCAUUACUACUUAACUCAUCCACUCACAAGGAAUGAAAGCCAAAAAUAUAACUGUGAAUAAAGAAUGUGCGCAAGUGUUGAGACAGAGGGGUUAAGCCCGAAGAAGAAAACUUAACCUGCUUUACCACCGCAUGUUAUUUUAAAUCCUGCUAAUAUGGAAUUCAGCUUACUGAUUUUACACAGAGGUUAGAGAAAUCUUGAAGCGCUAGCUUGGUCCAAAUGUACUGGAUCACAGCAGAGUUUUGAUAAGAUUGCUACCUUGCAUGCAUGUUACUGCUAUAUAAAUGUCUCUUUCUUCUUGACCGUGCAGGUCUAUGAGUAACUUGAUUUGACCCCGUUGCAAAUAUUAUGUAAUUCACUCGUUUUUUUGUAAGUGUGCCUAAUUGUAGUUCUGUGCAGGAAAAAAAGAAGAAAAACAAGUAUGUCUUAUAUUGAACGGUAUGUUGAACCAUUGCAAAGUUCCCGAGUUUUGCCCACUUUGCUUAUAACCAGGUGAGUGAGAUUUUGUUCUCGCAACCCGAUGCUGCUGAAGGUGUGGCCAGAGGCUGCCACGCCCUGUCUGCACAGCAUGCCCUCAAAGCGGCUCCAGGUGUUGCUGUGGAGCUCUCCGCUCCCAGCCCUCCCCGACCCAGGGCAGCGCUCGCGCGGGCUGACCCCAUCCGGGGGUUGAGAUGACCGUGCCUAGGAGAUCCCCCCAGGAGGUCCCAUCCCCGAUUCCGAAAUGCGCCCCUCUUUAGCGAAAACCAAACAGGGCCCAGGCGUAAACCCCAGCACUCCAACACAGGGGAGGGGGAUGCACUAAACCAUGCCCAUUCCAAAACUGUCCCGCGGUCACAAACGGACAUCCAAGAGCGGCACCAAACUAGCACUUCCACAGAUGCCUUUACUCCCUUUAACAAUUGCACAGCUUGUUAAAAAAUGGGAAGUCCCUCUGGAAGGGUUUUUGACACCAACUCAGCUUUCCAAUGGCUCCACAUACCUCCUCUGAACUGUAAAUGACAGGACUGUUUGCAAUGUGUUUUCCCUUCUGAAAUGCCUUCUGAAAAAGGGCUCAGCUAUAUCCUAUAACAAUGAUGAUAGUAUGCAGUGUAGUAAGUAAAUGACAUGGGGGGUCAGGGGAAAAAGUGCCUUGUUAUACUCUGUUGCUAUGCAGGACUUUGUGAACGGUCCUUUACCUGUAAUAUACGCACCCAGACUUUGUCUUCAAUGCACCAACUACUCUGUGUACAGUAUAAAUAAAGAUGCUCUCACUAACG